Messenger RNA from Exophiala viscosa, 1371 nucleotides. RefSeq names its product origin recognition complex subunit 6-domain-containing protein. Gene Ontology annotation, biological process: DNA replication. Bases 73 to 1260 code for a protein of 395 amino acids. The transcript has a single exon. Gene Ontology annotation, cellular component: nuclear origin of replication recognition complex. Gene Ontology annotation, molecular function: DNA binding. NCBI's taxonomy places the organism in Eukaryota, Fungi, Ascomycota, Eurotiomycetes, Chaetothyriales, Herpotrichiellaceae. The record is from RefSeq and is a predicted model, not a curated record.
GUUAAACCAUUGACAAUACUUCUGAUACGGCACAUCUCUCACAGUUCCUACGCAAGCCAUCCUGCAUAAACUAUGCCUGCCUCCUCCGCCGUUCAACAGUCCCUCACUUCCCUCUUGCCGACAUACGCUCAGAAACUUCCCGCCAAACUAACCCAUCUCUCCGAAUCUCUUCUCGCCCAAUCCCGCCAACGAGCCUCCCAACUCAAACCAGACGAAGAAAUCGCCCGCGCCUACGCCUGCUGCGAGAUCGCAUGCAAAAGACUCCGAGCGCAAUGCCGGCUACCCGCGGUCAAAGCCAGUGGCGCACCCUGCAAGCCAGCCGUAUAUAAGAAAUUGGUGACAUUUCUCGAAAGAGUCCUAGACGACGAUGCGGCAGCGUCGACGUCUAAAUCAACACCAGGAGGAAGGAAGAGAACUGCCGAUGGGAAUCCGAAAGUCGUCAUAUCUGUCCCAAGCACCAUUACCAAAAUAUCCAAUCCACAACCGAAUCCGUUCUUGGGGAAACUGAAAGCCAGCGCGAACAAGUCAGAUGCUGAUAACCUUGAUAACAACGGAGCACCUGCCUUCACAAUGCCGUCGAUACGAAAAUUGUGCACGAAAUUCUCAACGAUCCUCCCAGUGACGCACGUGUACACGGGAACUUGCGUUGUGCUCAAGCUCACCGAGAUCUGGCCUCGCGAAGACGGGUCCCUAGACGUCGACGACGCACUCAUAGAAGAAGUUACAGGCCUCCUCAUUGCGCUGUACCUGAUGACAUUGACACGCAUGAUGACCGCCAAGAUGACGACGCCAGUGUAUAAGACAACAUGCGCAAAGGCUGUCGAGGAGUUACAUUAUAAGCCCGGACCUGCUGGCGUAGAAGCCUGGAUCAGACGGAUCAAUCGUGAAGGAUACUGUGGGAAACAGGAUUGGUGGUUGAGCGUACCUGAGUCGGUUAUCGACUUUGAUCCGCACAAGAAAAAGACCGCGACCGUCUUAGAAACCAAUGUUGAGGACGACGAAGACGACGAGGACAUAAUUCUAUCAAGUAAGAGGAAGCGCAAGGCUAGUGGGAAAGCUACGAAAGACCUCGAAGAGCAAGAUGAUCCUGAGGGUGUGCUUCUUCCUGGCUUGCUCACCAUGAUGCAAGAUGCUGUAGACUUUCUGAGCGACGAGCGCACACGAAAGUACGAAGCGUGGAAGAAGCAGUUCCUCAAAAAAUUGGAUAAGUUGGAUAAGACUCCGGCAGCCGGUGCUCGUAGAGCGAUUGCCGUGGAAUAGCAUAGCAGCAUCAGCUCGUAUUGAUAACAACAUCUUGGUGUCGUCGUGCUUGAUUGCUUCCAAUGCUCAUAGGGUAUCUCUGUCGAAUAUGGUACACUCAUCCGAGCUCCG